This is a messenger RNA of Dichotomopilus funicola, 936 nucleotides long. RefSeq lists its product as uncharacterized. NCBI's taxonomy places the organism in Eukaryota, Fungi, Ascomycota, Sordariomycetes, Sordariales, Chaetomiaceae. The transcript has a single exon. The record is from RefSeq and is a predicted model, not a curated record. Bases 1 to 936 code for a protein of 311 amino acids.
AUGUCUUCCUCAUCCUCCCCUUCGUCCCCCUUCUCCCCCAACAAUCCCUUCGCUUCCUCCACAAACCCUUUCACCCCCUCAGUUACUACCACCAACCCAUUCUCUUCAGUCUCCUCGCCCACAUCCCCCUAUGCGUCUCUCUCCUUCCGCAAAACCGACACUAUCCGCUUCCUUAACUUCCCCCCCUCCGUAACCUCAAGUCUCGAAGCCAUCGUCCUCGCCUCCUGGCCCCCAGGUCUAGAAUCCCAAGGCAGCACCACCAACAGCGACAAGACAGGCGCCACCAGCAACUGCUCCGUCGUUGAGUUCAAAUGCAAGGGCCGGCCGUUCGGCCACUUCAACGACCAGCAACGUGUCGGCGGGUUGCGGAUGGUGCGCAACGUGAUGAUCCUGUUGCGGAACCAGGGUUGGGAGCCCGCUGCGGCGCUCAUGUGCAGUCGGCGAUACACGGCCAAGGACACGUUGUUUUUUCGGCAGGUUGGGCUCGCUAGGGGGGAGGCAGCGGUGGUUCCGGAGGUGGAAUGGGCGGUAAUAUCGCCGAUGGGGAUGGAUAAGCUGCGGGUGGUUUACGAUGCGGAGGGGGUAAAACCGUAUGAUAAAGUGGGAGGGGAUGAGGAUGCGGAGGGAUCGGAUCGGGAUUAUUUGGGGGUUUUGAUCACGAAGAUUAAGAAGACGCUUCAGGAGUUGGGGAUGUUUUCGAAGGGGGACUGGAGUCAUGACUCGUUUGAGUUUGAGUUCAAGAGCUGGGUGUGGCGAGCGAGGGGCGAGACGAGCGACGCAGUGAGGAUCAUGUUUAUGAGGUUGUUGGAGUUGAUGGAGGAUGAGGGAUGGAGGCUGUACACGUCGUUUGUGCUGUACACUGGGACUGAUGAGAAGCGGAUAUUGGAUUCGUGGUAUUUUGUACGGGAGAAGAGAUCCACAGCGAAAGCGACAUGA